Messenger RNA from Beta vulgaris subsp. vulgaris (sugar beet), 2034 nucleotides. RefSeq names its product mitochondrial import inner membrane translocase subunit TIM44-2. Gene Ontology annotation, biological process: protein import into mitochondrial matrix. The record is from RefSeq and is a predicted model, not a curated record. The transcript has 14 exons. Gene Ontology annotation, cellular component: mitochondrial inner membrane. Gene Ontology annotation, molecular function: protein-folding chaperone binding. Bases 299 to 1678 code for a protein of 459 amino acids. Lineage: Eukaryota; Viridiplantae; Streptophyta; Magnoliopsida; Caryophyllales; Amaranthaceae.
UUUUUUUCUUGAGGGAGGGGAUACAGGAAAAAAAAAGAAUUAAGAAAAAAAAAAGGAAAGAAGAAACAGAAGGAAGGAGUUUGUAACCCUAACUAUCUAAAUUCGAAUCCAUAGUAUUUGCUGCCAUUACAAGGGAAAUUCAAUCUCUCUACACAUUACAUAUUACAGACUUCACUGCAGUUUUCUUUUUAACUCUCUAAAAAGUUCGAUUUUGCAUUUCCGUAUUCCAGCAGGAAUUCAAGUUACUUUCGAGGAAAGAAAUUGAAGGAUUUUUCGAACGAUUCCAAUUAAUUGAAGUAUGCGAGCUCAAAUUAGAAGAAUCCAGAAUUUGGGGAUUCAGUUUAACCCACUGAACCCCCCUUCGGUACGCCACUACUUCUCCAACAAGAUUAAAGGUGAAGCUAGCAGUAAUAAGGAAUUUCAACAGUCAGUUAAGCAGCUGAAAGAGAAAGCAGAGGAGCUGAAAGGAGUAAAAGAAGAUCUGAAAGUCAGAGUGAAGCAGACAUCUGAGCAGCUGCACAAGCAUGUCGGUGGUGUGUGGACAGAAGCCGAAGAGACAGCGAAGAAGGUUUCUGCAAAUAUGAAAGAAAAAAUUUCAGCUGCAAAAGAGGAGGUAAAAGAGACUCUUGGUCUUGGGAGCCAAGAGUCUUCAGCAUCUAAUGGUGCUACAGCCAAUGAUGGUGAUAAUGUUAAAUGUGGGAACAAAGCCUCAUCUGGCGAGCGACGCCAGCAAUCUGAGCCUAGUGGUACUGCAGAGACAUUAUUUGGUACAAUUAGGUCAACUUUUGCUUCGUCAUCUCCAAGGUUCUCAUCAGCCUUCCAGAAAUUGAAGGAAGCAAAGGUGGCUGACUUAGCCAUGAAGAGUUACGACAUAGUAAAGGAAGAAUUGAAUGGAAAACCAAAUAGAAGGAAAAGAAUGCAGUAUGCUGCUUCAUCUUCAACAGGAGAUAUGAGUGACAGAACUGAAGUAGUUGUGGUACCAGUGAAGCAGUCCCCGUGGAGCAAAAGGUGGGAAUCACUUAAAGAAAAGAUGCGAGGCCAUCCAAUGCUCAAACACGUUACUAAGAUGAGCGAACCUGUCGUUACAAAGAGCCAGGAGCUGGCAGAAGAUUUGCAGGAAAGGUGGGAAACUAGUGAUAGUCCCGUUGUACAUAAAAUUCAGGAUCUUAAUGAUAGAGUGUUUGGAGAAAACGAUUCUGCAAUGUCAUUCAAGGAAAUACGUCGUCGUGAUCCCUCAUUUUCUUUGCCAGAUUUUGUAGCUGACGUUCAGGAUGUCAUCAAGCCAGUUUUGAAUGCGUACCUCAAGGGAGACUUUAAGGUAUUGGCGAAAUAUUGUAGUCCUGAAGUUGUAGAGCGGUGUAAAGCGGAGCAUAAAGUUAAUGAAAGCCAGGGUAUCAUCUUUGAUAAUAAGAUUUUGCAUGUAUCGGAGGUGGAUGUAAGAGAGACUAAAAUGAUGGGGUCAAGUCCCAUUAUUAUUCUCGGGUUCCAAUCUCAGCAAGUGUAUUGUGUACGCAAUAGACAAGGUUCAAUCCAGGAGGGAAGUCAGGACACCAUCCACACUGUAUAUUACGCGUGGGCUAUGCAACAAUUAGAACCGGAAGAGGUUGACGAAGAUGCUAUCUACUCAAUGUGGAGGCUAAGGGAGAUGCAACAACUUGGUGUGGCGGCUCUCAUUUAGGAAGCAACCUUUACGUUUCCUCUUUAUUGAUGGACGUUUUGUAUUACCCCUCAGGGUGUUUUGGCUUUUCCAGAGAAGUUAUUUUUGCAUAGGCAGGUUCCCAUUAUUUUUGUAGGCAAUCUUCAAUUCUUUCAAAUUACGCGCGACAGGUAUAACGUCCCUGUGAAUUAUGAACUGCGCAAUUAUGCAGGGCAUAUUCUUGUGGCGAGGUUUUGCAAAAUUUAUUGUAGGAUUAGGGUGACUUGCGCUUUGAAAUGCCUCACAAUCAAGUUGGUUUGACACCAUCUCAUGUAAAAUUUGCUCACAUUGUAGAAGUAAAAUAAAAAAAUACACAUUGAAGGUUGCUUUAUGCUGCA